AGAGAGAGACACACACACACACACACACACACACAGAGAGAGAGAGACACACUGAUGUUUACUGCGGCGUACUUCACAUUCAUUUGUAAAUAUCAAGCUGGCCUCAGUGACUCGCGGCUCUUAUCUAUUGCGGAUUGCUGUGAUUCUCUGACGGCGAGCUUUGCUCUUCAACGUGAAAUAUUUUGGACAAGAGCACCAUGGCGGUCCAGCUCUCCACCUCUAUAAACAUUAAAGAGCCCCGCUGGGAUCAGGGAACGUUUGUGGGUCGAGCAAAACAUUUCUUCACUGUCACAGACCCCAGAAAUAUCCUUCUGUCAAAUGAACAACUUGAAAAAGCACGCCAGAUCAUUCAGGAUUACAGACAGGGGGUGAUAACACCAGGACUAACAGAAGAUGAACUCUGGAGGGCCAAAUAUAUUUUCGACUCUGCAUUUCAUCCGGACACAGGGGAGAAAAUGCUCUUGAUUGGUCGAAUGUCUGCUCAGGUCCCUAUGAACAUGACUAUCACUGGAUGUAUGAUGACUUUCUACAGGACAACUCCAGCAGUUUUGUUCUGGCAGUGGAUCAAUCAGUCCUUUAAUGCAAUAGUCAAUUACACCAACAGAAGUGGAGAUGCCCCAAUCACAGUAAAUCAGCUCGGAGCAGCGUACGUAUCAGCAACAACAGGUGCAGUGGUGACUGCUUUGGGGCUAAAUGCGUUAGCAAAGCACAUUUCUCCGCUCAUAGGACGAUUUGUACCAUUCGCUGCUGUAGCCGCUGCAAACUGUAUCAAUAUUCCACUAAUGAGACAACGGGAACUCCAACAUGGCAUUCCAGUAACGGAUGAGAAUGAUAAUCGAUUAGGAGAAUCUUCAAAGGCAGCUCAGCAGGCCAUCACACAGGUGGUUGUGUCCAGAAUCCUCAUGGCCUCUCCUGGAAUGGCUAUUCCUCCGUUUUUAAUGAAUGCUUUGGAAAAGAAGGCUUUCCUCAAGAGGUUUCCGUGGAUGAGCGCACCCAUUCAAGUUGGCUUGGUUGGAUUUUGUCUUGUGUUUGCGACGCCGUUGUGCUGUGCGUUAUUCCCCCAAAAGAGCUCUAUGGCAGUGAGUGGAUUGGAGGCAGAACUGCAGGAGAAGAUUCGAGUCAGUCAUCCGGGUGUAGAGCGAGUCUAUUUUAACAAAGGACUGUAACCAUUUCAUCUUUUGUCUGCCAAAGUUCACCAGUUUUUCUCCAGGACGUCUUAACCUCAGUCAUUUUGUAAGAUGCUUUACAUUUUGACCUGUUUUUAAUUAUUAUUUGAAAUGAAAUGCAUUUUGUCAUUGCUGAUCUGUUGUGUGUAUGAUCGUGCUUAUCCAUUUACAUUUCAGAAAUAAGAAGUUUAGUGUUUGCUGCCAUGUGCCAUCCUCUGUUAUUUCAGUAUAACAGAAUGAAUGAUGCCAGAUUAUUGUCUUGUCUCAGUAUUUCGUGUUGAUCUUUUCAUGAGGGUUAUUCUUUAUAUACAGUACUGCCAAAUUCAGUUUUUAUCAUGUGACAAAAGUGCAAUCAGUACAUUGACAACAUUGCCAAAUAUAAAUCUCUGCUGCUCAUUUCAAUAGAACGCAGGUUUAAUAAACAGAGAAAUGAUAGCAUGGAUAAAAAGAAGAGUAUUAUAUAUUUUGCUAUCCUCAGUAUUUUGAGUUAUUUCAUAUAAUUUCUGUGCAUGAACAAACUUUAUGUGAGGUUAAAGUUCAAAGUCUUCUCAUUCAUUGACUGCUCCAAAGUUCACUCUUCUCUCAGUUUAACGUUGUUGUUUGACCUAAAGAGGUGCCUGUUUGUUUUCAUGUAUAUUUAUACCUUUGUUAAGGUAUUCAGGUACGACAGUAUACAGAAAUCUAUCAUUAGAAGCUAAUGCACGCUAUUUCAUUUAAUCUUAUCUUCAAUCUCUCAUAAAUCAUAGGAGUCCAACCUGUAUUUUUAUUUAGUUCAUGCUAUUGUAACAUUUUUCAAGUGCUUUUCUUCAACAUUUUGUACCUGCUAGUCUAUUUUAAGUCAAUGAUUUUUUUUAAAUCAAUGUUAAUCCUUGUGAACAUUAAGUUGAAUUAACUUUAUGUGUUUUAUAUGUGUAAUGUUUUAUUAUGUAGAGCUAGAAACUGUAUUGAGAAAGUAUAACAGCUCAUUGGUAGCUGUGUGUUGACAGCUCAGAUCGUGAUGUUGAUGUUUGUUCAGUUCAUGAUUGUAGUUUUGACAAACUGAGAGUCAGUCAGUGUUCAUGAGUAUAGUGAUGGUGGUUUAGUUGGUAGUCACUAUUUGGUUUUGUCAAACUGUGAAAAGCACAACAGGUUUUAUUUUAGUUUUCCUCCAGUUGAAUAAUUGUAUGUUUCGUGCUUCUCAGCAGAUGUUUAUGGAGAGGCUUUCAUAAUGCAUUGAUUAUAAGCUUUAUGCCCAGCUGCACUACUUCCUGAACUUCAGCCAGCUCCUUGUUUCCUGUCUGCCUUUGUUGGACAAACCGAUUAAUCCAGGUGUGCCUGACCUCAGUAGUCACAACAACAAUAAUCAGACACACCUGGAUUAAUCAGUUUGUCCAAUAAUGGCAGACAGUAAACAAGGAGCUGGCUAAAGUUCAGGAAGUAGUGCAGCUGGGCAUAAAGCCUAUCGACCAAAUCAAGGCUGUGGUAAAAAACUCAUAGGACAUCUUUUAUGGGUGAGUCUCCUUUCCUCUACUGGCCCAUGAGAAGUCAAAACCAUACAGGACCUUAGUGUGAGCACCUCAUCACUGGGCCCAUGAAGGUCAGACAGGUGCUCUGGUCUCUGAUCAGUCUCGUUUUAUUUGAGAUCACCGAUGGGACAGAUGAAUUUUAUAACAAUAACCUUCUUUUAAACCAAUCAAAGAUCAUCUCAACAGUUACUCAAGGACUGCUCAGCAUUGUAGACUUGUGGAUCUUUGAUUUACAGCUUUAUCAACAUUCUUAUAUUUCAGGUACUUUAAUUUCAUGAUGAGUGAGAUCCACUGAAUUUAUGUUUUCCUUGACAAGAAAAUAUUGCCAUAUGAAUUAAACCCUGUUUGUUUUCUAAUCUCACGCAUAUAUUUGGAACAAAACAACAAUAAUGUGAACACAAAUCUUUAAAUGAACAACAGACUAAUAAUAAAAUGAUUUGUUUACAUGA
Molecule: messenger RNA, 3120 nt
Organism: Paramisgurnus dabryanus
Lineage: Eukaryota; Metazoa; Chordata; Actinopteri; Cypriniformes; Cobitidae
Source: RefSeq, a predicted model, not a curated record